AUGAACACAAGCAGUGAUUUGGUUGAAGCAGAAAAGACUGGCAUUAAAAUUGUGGAGUCUCCGUAUGCCAUAUCCUUCAAAGACGUACCAAAGUACUUCAAGCCGGGCCUGCCCUUGGACUUCACAAUCCAAGUGAGCCAACAUGACGGUUCUCCAGCUAGAAACGUCAUAGUCAAGGUGACAUUUCUAGACACGCCCUUGGUUGUGUCCUCCGCCACCACCAGAGCCACCGUCAACAUGCCUCCACAACAACGCGCACAAACCAUCACUGCUGAGACGGUGCAGGCUGGACUCAGGCCAGAGCAGCAGGCCAAACAACAGAUCACUGUUCAGCCGUUCGCCGCCUUAAGUAGCCGUAAACCAAACUACCUGUACAUCUCCACAGGGACCAACACAGUGUCUGUUGGAGACAGCGUGUCCCUGAAGAUGAGCAUCACAGUUGCAGACCCAACACACAGACAAUACAUCACACACAUCACCUACCUGGUGGUGAAUAAAGGCAAAAUCAUUGUUGCUGAGCGUUUGGAUGUGGCAGGUCAGCUGCUCACCAGUGUCGGACUUCAUAUCACUCCGGAGAUGAUGCCCUCUUUCCGCUUUGUGGCGUUCUACAGUAUCCCCUGGGAUGAGGGUCAUGAGGUGGUGCCGGACUCCAUCUGGGUGGAUGUGGAAGAUUCCUGCGCUGGAGGGCUGAAUGUCGGGCCGGUCGACGGCAUAGCUCGAGACUACACGCCUGGAAAGAGCUUUAGUUUCCAGAUCAGAGGUGACCCGGGGGCAAAGGUCAACCUGGUGGCCGUGGACAACGCUGUGUUUCUCCUCAACAGGGACAGACUUACACAGGGGAAG
This is a messenger RNA of Notothenia coriiceps (black rockcod), 843 nucleotides long. Its product is annotated as complement C3-like. Lineage: Eukaryota; Metazoa; Chordata; Actinopteri; Perciformes; Nototheniidae. The transcript is spliced from 6 exons. The annotation marks the transcript as partial. The record is from RefSeq and is a predicted model, not a curated record.